AUGAUGAAUCGUUCAGGCGAACGCCCCGUUUCGGCCGACCUCGCGGGCAGCAUUUAUCUCAUCACUUCCGACGGCAAGACGCUGAAGCUGCCCAUGCCCAGCAAGUCGCCCCAUGAUCCGCUCAACUGGCCUUUACGGAAGCGGGUCGUUGCCCUAGCCGUCAUUAUGCUCUAUUCGAUUGUGUCCAUGAUGGAGACACAGGCUGUCAGUCUAAUGUAUCGUCCACUUGCUGCCGAGUUCAAUGCUAGUCAACCAGACAAAUACCCCUUGAACACUCUUGUGUCGACACCCAGUACCAUUUUCCUUGGCCUUGGUGCCUUUCUCUGGAUUCCCCUCUCAGUUGCCUUGGGCAGGCGUCCCGUCUUUCUUCUGGCAUCGUGCUGCGUGACUCUCGCCACAAUCCUGGCCGCCAACGCAUCCGGCUUCUAUUCACUGCUCGGAGCACUCAGUCUCCAAGGAUUUUCAGCUGGAUUAAGCUUGAGUGCAGCGAUGCUCAUGGUUAUUGAUCUUACAUUCAUUGACGAGCGGCCGAAUGCUCUGGGGUUCUUUUGGAGCAUAGGUUGUGGUGCUGGCCUCAUUUUACUGACUAUUGUCCCCAGCCUUGCUGCUUCGGGAUGGCGAAACUUCUACUCGGUGUGGAUUGCGCCUUGUCUCGGUAUCUUCAUCUGCAUCUUCUUCUUCUUCCCUGAAACCUAUUUCGUCCGGCCAGCAGUGGCUUUUGAUGGCCACGUUCUAUUACAGGGUGGCUCUGAGAAAGUCAGAAUGUACGACGACUGGAAUCAGGUUCCCGGCGGAAGGACCACGCCUGAAGACGAGCUCGAAGCAGCUCGCGAGUCCACAUGGGCAUAUAUCAUCAGACGAUGGGGGGUUCGCAAAGGCGGAGCAGGUUUCAGGGAAAUGUGGAAUUGCUACCUCCAGACGCUACUCUGUGCGAUCAACCCUCUAGUCUUUUGGGUCGCCAUCCUCAACGCCCUAAACUUUGGUGCCAUGAUCUUUAUUGGCGAGACAUACGCGCUCGUCAUGUCACAACCCCCGUACAGCCUCCCGGAGCGCGUCAUCUCGCUAGUAAACCCUGUUUCGGCCAUUGGAUCAAUCCUUGCAUGGCCUGUUACGACCAUCCUGACUUCCCGUGUCGCUCGCCGUUUGACCCUCCGUAACGGUGGUAUCCGAGAUGCCGAGCACUACCUGAUCGCCUUUCUCCCAGCGGUUCUGACUGGCGCUGGGAGUGCCUUCUUGUACGGAAUUACCGUGCACUACAGCUGGAGUCACGUAUGGAUAUUCGUUUCCUAUCUCCUCAAUGCGUUCAGCGCAGCUGCGUACGGUAUCGCAUCUACACUCUGGGUGACCGAGGCUUUCCCUCUCUGGGCCGCACCGGCCAUGAUUAUCGUAGGAGGAGCGGGGUACAUGUUGAGCUUCGCAACGAGCUACGCUGUCACUCCGUGGAUAAAGUCGCAGGGCUAUCUCGGUGCGAGUUUUGAGCUCGGGGCGAUCCUACUAAUUGUGGGCGGUAUCGCCGUGCCGCUUGCGUUUUGGGGUAAAAGCCUACGGCAAUAUAUCCACGGUUUAUGGGGCGUAUCUCAGGCUGGGGCUCUUCGUCCACAGUAG
Colletotrichum truncatum is the source of this 1605-nucleotide messenger RNA. RefSeq names its product major facilitator superfamily transporter. The record is from RefSeq and is a predicted model, not a curated record. Gene Ontology annotation, cellular component: plasma membrane. Gene Ontology annotation, biological process: transmembrane transport. Lineage: Eukaryota; Fungi; Ascomycota; Sordariomycetes; Glomerellales; Glomerellaceae. Gene Ontology annotation, molecular function: transmembrane transporter activity.